GGUCAAACGCCUCACAAUGGGUAUGGGUCUGCUGCGCGGCACCGAAGACAGUCGACCGCUUGUACACACAGCCUCAUCCUCACUCAAUUCAGGCUCAUCGCAAACUAUCUCCGAUGGUUACGUGAACGAAGCGAUCUGUGAACCGGAGAAAAUGAUUACCAACAAGUUCGGCGAUUCUUGUCGGCAAUCUUUGACCGCACUGCCAACUCACGAAGCAGCGCAUAUCGGCCUACAAGAGCACACCGAAUUCAGCUAUAAGAAGAAAUAUUUGCGAGAGACGUGCAGUGCCAACUCCAGCCCAAAGAUGUUUGCGCCCAGCGCGCCGCUUCGACUCGACAAUCUCAGCCUGGCAGAGCAACACGAGCUGAAGGGCGCUGCAUGGUUUCAAGCCGGUAUCCCGCGUGAGAUCUCGCUAGAGGUGCUGUCGCGGCAAAGUCCCGGCGCAUUUUUGGUGCGACAGAGUAGCACAAAACCCGGCUGUUUUGCAUUGUCGUUACGCGUGCCACCGCCCGCGCCCAAAGUGGCACACUACCUGAUACUGCGUACGCCGCGUGGCUAUAAAAUCAAGGGCUUCACCAAGGAGUUCUCAUCGCUGCGUGCGCUCAUCACUCACCAUUCGGUUAUGCCGGAGCUGCUGCCAGUACCCUUGACCUUGCCACGUCCCACAAAUAUGGGCGCAGGAGCGCCGGGCAGCCGGCAUGGCUCACGAGGCAGUGAAUUGGAUGGCUGUGAUGAUUUCGAUACUUAUGGAUCACUUAACGAUUUUCGCAAAAUGAUGGCCGACCUGAAUGUAUGACUUUGGAGUGACGCAGGAAAUGAGGGCAAGGAGCUGAGGGAGGCACGUAAACGUGGCGGUGCAGUAAUGGAAACAGCGACAGCAGCGGCAGCAGCAGCAACAGCAGGAACAACAGCAACAUCAGCAUUAACAAGUUGACAACAAAUAUGGUGUUUGAGGAGCUUUUGGUGUGAGCGAAGCUAAUAAAUGAUGCAGAACAGAGCGCAAUGGAAGGAUCGGUUACAAGAAAUAAAUUAGAGACGAGCAGCAUUGAAGAAACAAAUGAAGGCAAACGAGGCGGGCAGCAUAACCACCAACACAGCCUUUGCGAAGCCAGUGAAGUCCUAAGGACUCAUGUUGCAGCAAUUGCGAGAACUUACAUACAUAUAUUUUAAUUGCGCAACAAGUAUGUUAACAAGCUCAUCAAGCAAAAGCUAUCAGCAACGCAGUAACACGCAGAACCUACAACAGUGCUGUGUACAGACGGUUAAUGGCAACCUUUGGCAGUGAGAAGUGUAGCAGAGAACAACAAAAAUGCAAUAAAUAAAAUACAAGUACUAGUUAAGACAGCAAAUGUGGCUUUUGUUGCAUGCAAUGACAGUGACAAUGGCAAUGGCAAUGACACUCUUAGUCUUAGUAGCAAAUGUUAAGCUAGCGAACACCUCAGCAUCUCUCCGAUACACCAACAACAUCAAAGUCAGUAUAACCAUUGCAAAGGUGAUAUUCACACUGAACAGUUAAAAUGCUGGUUAAUUAAUUAACACUGACAAGUGAUGCAGGGACAGCAAGGAUAGCAGAAAUGGUGACAGCAACAAAAUGUACGCCGCACAAAAUUCCGACUACAGCAGUCAAGCAACAUGCGUUUGCUAUUUUGGUAAAACUAUCGACUAAAUAGUUGUACAAAACCCAAACAACUUCAUACAUCAUCGUAUACCUACUAACAUCUCCCACUCAGCACAUAGGCCAUCGAGGCUUCUUGAAAUUUCAGCAAAUGCAUGAGGUUUAGUAGCAUUGCAACAAUAGUGCUACCACCGUCGUCAACCGUAUUGCAGCGUCUGUCGUCCGGUGACUGGCUGGCAAUGGGACUUUAGUGGCUUCUGUUGAUUAAGCUCAGUUGUAAUUAUUUUAAUUGGGCAACAAAUGCAAUGAAAAUAUGCGUGUAGGUGCAUAUGUAUAUGU
Molecule: messenger RNA, 1954 nt
Organism: Rhagoletis zephyria (snowberry fruit fly)
Lineage: Eukaryota; Metazoa; Arthropoda; Insecta; Diptera; Tephritidae
Product: tensin-4-like
Source: RefSeq, a predicted model, not a curated record